GUUACGACAGGGACCCACUGACUGGAAGAGGAAGAGCUGCAGUCAGGGCAGGAGACGAGAGGGAGAGAAAGAGGUGAGGGACAGAGGGACACCGAGGGAGUGGAGAGGACAGAAGGUUAAAAAGGUACAGAGACGCUUCAGAGAUGGGUGAGUUAUAAUUAAGAGAGCCAGAAGAAAGGCAGGGAAAGGGAGAGAAGGAGAGCUAUAGGGAAGGGAAAGGAGCUCAGAGACUGAGUCAGCCUUAGGAAGGCAAACACCAGAAGACAACUUCAGGGAACACCCCAGUAUACAAAGAAGGACCUGUUUUGUCUGGAUCUUCACCAUGAGCACAAGAAAGGGCUGCCCUCUGCCACUGGGACAAGGAGACCGGGAGGAAAAGCAGAGUGAGGGUACUUCUGACCUGGAGCGACAGGAGUGUGAGGUGGAGCUGAGGAACAAAGCUAUUCUGCAGCAGAAGAGGCGCCUUAAACAGGCCACCCAGUUCGUGCACAAGGACUCUGCUGACCUGCUGCCCCUGGAUGGCUUGACAAGGCUUGGCACCUCCAAGGAUCUGCAGCCACAUAGUGUGGUCCAGCGGCGGCUCCUGGAAGGCAAUCUGAACAAGCUGCUGGGUGAGACCAGGGUUCAGUCUGCAUGGGUUCCAUCUCCACUGGCAAAAGACCAGGAGGAAAAGAUGGAAAAGAGAGAGGACAAGAGAAAAGAGACUUCGUCCCUGCUAAUACAGUGCCAGUGCCAAGGUCAGGUAUUGAAAGCGACUGUUAACACUGGGUGUCUACCAAAUUUCAUCUCCAAGAGCUGUUUAAACCAGCUGGGGCUGGAAGAAGUGUCUGCCAUGGACUGUGGAGACCUCUCUCUGCCCAUCCCCAGCGUUGUUGGCCGAGUAGAACAUAUGGAGUUGCAAUUUGGCCAGGAGACAGUGCUGUGUUCAGCACUGGUUGUAGAUGAUGAAAUGCUGGAGUUUUGCAUUGGGCUCCAGACUCUGUUGUCUCUCAAGUGUUGCAUCGACUUGGAGGAAGGAGUCCUGAGAUUUAAAGCACUGAGUCAAGAGCUGCCUUUUCUACAUGCUUCUGAAGAGCCUGGUCAGUGACUGGCUGCAUUCCCCAUGUACGGAGCUGAGGAGAUUUGCUGCCCUCAGAGAGAGAUGAGGGUGAGGCUCAUAUGCCCCUAACCUUGCUAAGUUCUAGGCUGAGGCAUUCACUGGGGAGUGAGAAAAAGGCAAAUGGGUGCUGGAAACUGCUGUUGCUGGGAGUGCCUCAUCUUGAGAGAUAUCACUCCUUUCAGUGGACCCUCUUGUUUGUCCCCAUGUGCUGAGUGAGCAUUUUGUUCUUGGUUUUUCUACCUGUCCCUAUUCACUUCAAUUUCUGCUUCUGUAGUAAAUUUACCCUACCCUUUUAAUGACUUAUUUUUACAAUACCCUCAAUUUAUGAGACAAGAGAGUCUCCAUGAACAAUCUUCAAUUGUUCUGUGGACAGGAGGACAAGCAGUUUCUCCAAAAGCCUCCAAAGAUUGCCAUGAAUGUUUCCCUUCGCUUUGCCUCAAUGUGAGCAGAGCCCGCCCCCAUUUCUUUGUGGGAAGGGCUCUAUGGCUAGUCCCCUCACCUGUACUCUGGGGAAGAUGGCUUUUUUUACUUUUUGCUUGCUCAGAGCAAAAAAGAAGUAUUUUCUCAGAAAAACCUUGCAGCAAGAACAAUUUUAGAGCUCUUAAUUCUAAGAAACCUUUGCAGAAAUGCUGAGCAUAGAUGCCUAGAGUACGGUGGACACUCACAGGGGCUUGGACUUUGCCACUGCAUCCUUGGCCACUAAGCUAUAUUAUAUGAACGGCAAUACUUAUCAUCUUUUGGUCUUAUACGUAGUAACCAGACUUGCACACCCUGCUCUUCUGACCAGGCCUCUUCUCUCUGCAUUCCAGCUGCUAGAUCUACAUUCCUAUCACCUCUGCUGCAUCAACAGAGAUCCUGCCACUCAGUUUAAACGCUAUAUUGAAUUACAGCACCCAGAGUCUUCUGCUCUCUCAGAUCCUUUCUUUCAACUUCAAAUCUAGUGACUGGACAGAUACAUAUAAUAUAUGUAAGACCUAAUCAGCCUCAAGUUCCGGCAUCUCACAGCCCAUCAAUUUUGCUACUCCUGCAUGAAACAAGAACUAGACUUCCUUGCAGGUCAGAGAACUGUGAACUCAUCCAGAAUGACGAGAGUUAUUAUUAAGCCACUAUAUUGUUUGGUUUAAUUAUUUUUCUAUUUAUUUGCAUCCUAGAGCAUAGCUGUAUGACAAAUACAUAGUCUAGUCUUUACUAGCUCUAGGAAAGAUGCAGCAGAUCAGGGCUUGUUUCAUGCCUCAUGACUACUGAUUCACUAUCCAAACUCUGUACAAUGUCCCUUUGUCCAUCCUUACAAUAUCAUGACAUCCCCAUUUUGCCUAUCUUCCUGGAUUAAAUACUGCUGGCUUUCUUAGUUUUUUAUUCAACCGCUCAUCGUUUCUGUUGUGCUUCUCAAAGAACUUGUGUAUGCAUUUCUGUUCGUUCUUCCCUAAAUCUGAUGCUGUAUGCUGUAGUUUAGCACAUGCUAAGGACAGCAGAGUACAGCCUGGCUGAUAUGAUUUUGGAUGCACUUGCCAGUGUUAGAUGGUGUGACUCGCACCUGCUCCACCUACAAACAGCAUCAGGCUAGUGAUUUUUAUUGUUAGUCAUCAUAUCUUGCAGCUUCUGAUCUGUUCCUUGGCUUCUUUGCCACUCUUCUACUUUGCAUCUGAUUAUUUCUGGCUGCAUGAAUUGCUUUCCAUGAAUUUCCUGAAUGACACCAACAUCUCCCAUUUAUGUCAGGACACAUGUGUACUCGAUAAGCCUGUCUUCCAAAGUACCAGUAAUUCCUCCUCUAUUUGUAUCACUUGCAUGUCUGACUGGCUCAUCAAACCUAGGGUCUUUCUUGACAGUUCAGACUUAUACUAAACCUGUGUGUCAGCUGGAAUCUAUUUAUAUCUAAAAAUGGCAUACGGAACAAUGGCAAGAAAUAUGCUAAAGCUGACAGAUACCACAUCCAUUACAGCUCUUAUUAUUCGUUAACUUUUAUGAUUAAAAAAGACAAACCCUAAACCCUAAUCCUAAAAAUUAAAGGUCACUCUAGCUCUGAUCCAAACCCUAAACCUAACCUUGGCCCUAAAUCUAUCCCCUAAAACUAAUCCUAACCCUAAAUUUAACCCUAAAACCAACCCUAACCCAACCCUAAUCGCUAAACAUAACCCUAAACCUUAAUGCUAACCCUAACCUCUAGUCCUAAACACUAGCCCCUAACCAUAAAUCCUAACCCUAAACAUAAUCCUGUAGAUCUAACCCCCUAACCCCUAGCUCUAACCAUCUAAGAUUAACCCCAAAAGGUAAACCUAAUCCUAAACAUAAUGCUAACUAUAAACACUAACCACAAACCUAACACUAAUCCCCAACCUAACCUCUAACCACUAACUCUAACCCUAACUCUCUCUAACCACACUAACCCUGACUCUAACCACUAAAUCUGACCCUAGCCCUAAACCUUAACACAAACCCUAACCCCUAGUCCUAAUCCCUAGCCCCUAAUCCCAAAUGGUAACCAUAAGAUAACCACCAAAAUCUAACACUCUAACCCUAAAACUCUAACCUCAUAACCGUAACUCUAACCCUCAAUUCUAAACCUAACUCCUAAUCCUAAAUGCUAAAGCUAACCUUAUCCCUAAAUGUAACCUUUAAUGUAACCCCUAACAUAAAACCUAACCACAGAAACUAACCCUAACACUAGCCGAAUCCCUGAUCAUAACCACUAGUCAUAACCUUGGCCCCUAACCCUAACUCCCUAAAUCUAACCACAUAACUCUAACUCAGUUAUUCUAACACCCUAAACCAAAUUCCCUAAACCUAAAACUAAUCCUAAAACAAAUGUUAACUCUCUUAAUACUCAACUCUAACCCAAACUCCUUACCCUAUCCCUAACUGUUAUAUCCCUAAUCCUACACCUAACACUAACCCUAAACCUAACUAUAACCCCAACCACCUAACCAUAUCUGAUGGCUUUUGCAGCGCCCAAAAGGCACCUGCUUCCCUCCAGAGCAUCCUAGGGCUUUUGCUAGGUUUUCCUUUGGCCUGCAAGGGGCCCUGCUGCCUUCCAGAGCAACACAGGGAUUUUGGCAGGCUUUGCUGACACCCAGGCAAGUCUCUGCUGCCUUCCAGAUUGUCUAAUAGCUUUUGCUGGGCUCUGCAAAUGCCCACAAGUGGCUGCCAAGGGAAGGUGAGGGCCACUACUUUCAGUCCUGGCCACUUCCAUGUGAGGGCCCCAAGUGGUGGGUGUGCAUUUUGGAGCCUUUAGGUGAGGGUUAGGUGGUAGAGCAAGUGCAGAGCCCCGGUGUUGGUGGGGUUGUGAAGGAGCUGCCAAGGGAAGGGAAACCAACAGCCUUCAGUCCUGGCCACUUCUGUGUUAAAGCCAUGCAUGGUGGGCAUCCAUUUUGGAGUGGGAUUUUGGCUAGGGUGAGGGUGUAGGUGAAUAGGAGUCUUCAUGAACUCAGACUGAAGCCAACAGGAAUCUUCCCAAUGAUUUAAAGAGUGCUGGAUGGGAUUCUAGAGAAAAUUGGCACAACUUUGAGUUGACAGUUCUGACUAGUGCCUGUCACUUACAGCCCUGCAGAUAGCCGCACACCGGUUACUGUUGGAAUUCACCAGGUGAUGUUCCUACACGUCAGUCUUGGGAUAACUCCGCUUUUGCUCACCUUCAGAACAUCCUCCAGUCCUUCUGAAGCCUUUCUGUGAUUCACAUCCCUCAUUUCUCAAAUUGCUGAUAGUUCAGGUUCCUCUGAGAACUGAUGUGCUACAGUAGGUGAAAAUCACCAGCUCCAUCUGGUCCCUCUCUUCUCUGCAUAAUGAAUCCUUCUUUGCAUCCUCUUUACCUUCCCCCAGGCAAAUAAUUCAUUCUUCCACACCGGUGACAAAUUUGCUUCUUCCAAAAGGAAUUAUCUCCUUUUUAGAUAAUCCUUUCAAUGCUUUCCUGUACCCUUGUUACUAAUACUCUCUCACGUUAUGCCACUGUCUUGCCAGCCUUUCCUCUUUGUUGUUAACAAUAUGCAUGCAUAAAUAUAGACUGCCACUUGUCAGUCACAGAGGAUGUUUCCAAGCAAGAGCUUAGCUAGCACGUGAAAGUUCUUAUUUUCAGCUGUGAAAUCACCUCCUGAGCAGAAGAUGUGCUUUUCGCCUUCCUCCAGCCCAUGUCAGUUGAACAUGCAGGUCCACGCGGUAAAGAUCUCAGACAAACAUUGAGGAAUAUCUUGCCAAGUUAUCUUGGAACCAACCCAUCAAGUUUUGUUGCAGGCAGAGCUUACAGAAAACAAAAAAUAAAUUAUACAACUGAAUGAGCACUGCAGGUCGCAACACAUGGCUGACACCUCAUUUCAACCCAUUCCCUAAAUCACAGUCUAUUCCUACAGUGUCAGUACCUGGUUUCCUCAUCAUCAAACAGAACUCCUGGUGGGUUUCCACCUCCCAGAGUUCUUUGGCACUAAACAACAUGCUGUUACUCGCCUUAAGACGUUUUCUGAAUUCUUGCCCAAACUUUGUUUUCUCCGAAGACCAGCCUUUUUGUGUCAUUACAUGGGAAUCCCAGCUGUCAUUGUGAAAGACAGGAUCCUGGCUUUAAAAAACUUGAUUAUAAAACAGGACUUACACUAUCUCAAUGAUGCAAACUCAAUUCCAUCUGCAAACAUGGUAAGUCUUCCUAUGUUAGGGAACUCAGUAAUUUUUAAGUGGGCUGGCAACGCUGAAGACUGUCUCAAUUGUAGCUUCUUUUGGAAAAGCCUAUUUUAAGAUACACUUCCCUACCUCCAAUUCCAGUCAUCUCUAUUGCUUCUGGGGAACAAGGGGAAGGAAGGAGCUAUCUAAAAGUCUUUUCCACUAGAGAUCAAAAAAUCCUAAUACUUUCAUAUGGAAAGCAGAAAUUUAGUACAAACUGCCAUCUCAGAGCAGGACACAGGCAUAUCCUGGAUGUGUCCGGCACUGACUUCCUCAUGAUGAGAUCAAUCCCUUCAAUAUAGACAAUGGAAUAUUAGGGAUACUCUCUGAAUCGCCUUGGUGGUCAGCUCCUACUAGGGCUACUUUCCAGUAGAAUGGACACAACAGUUGCAAAACAGUCUGCAGGGAAGUGUCUGUCACAAGAAAGUCUUGGAAUAGAGAAGCAUCUAUUACAUGGUAGGUGUGAGAUACAUACGGCUGAACCUGCCUGGGGAUGGGGAGAUGGACUUCUGAGGCCCCUUCCAAGGCCAACAUGCACUCUGCCAAAGCCAUAAUCAGGACCAUUUCCAGGAGCUUGGGAUCUCUUGGUUUUGAAUGGGAGCUCCAGCCCAGAGGCCUGCUCCUUCUUUCGCUACUAGUGUGCGAGUUACAGAACUUCAGACCGCUGAACCACCUACAUGCUUGCAGACAGUCCUCCUUUCAAGAGACUCCACUGGCAAAUGCCAGGAUAUACCUGAAGAGUUAUGGAAAUAACUGCAUUCAGCAGAGAGGUCACAAAAACAAGUGCAGGGAUGGCCAGUGGGUUUAUUAUGUCUCAGGAAAAUAAAGCAACACCCUCUAUUUUCUUGUUAGUAAAUUGAGCAUCAUAACCAAAGCCAUGAAUCAUUAUGCAAAUACCCCCAGUGACUGAGAAUGCUAUUGGACUCCUCACUUGCUGUGUGCUGGCACUGGGACAUACAACUGUGUCUUGCAAAUCCUGCCCUGUCAAAAAGCUUCCUGGCCCCAGUGGGUAUGCCAAUCUGCUACUGGGUAGGAUGCAGCAAACAACAUUUUCUGCUGUGUGGGAAGGAACAACUUCUAAUUCCAAAUCUGUGGCUUGUGUUGGCUGGCAAGGACAAACAGGCAAUGAGUUACAAUGAAAGUAUAAUAUAACUAUGAGCCCAGAGACAGAGCCUCCAUUGCUCCUUCCCUGAGUAGACAGUUGUUGCCAGUUGAAGUAGCCUGAAGCAUUGACCUGAGAAGUACUGACUGUAGCUAGUUUAUUACUUGUCACUUUAGAGUUCAGCACUUGAACAAAAAAAG
This is a messenger RNA of Strigops habroptila (Kakapo), 7039 nucleotides long. RefSeq names its product nuclear receptor interacting protein 2 (gene NRIP2). The transcript is spliced from 6 exons. Gene Ontology annotation, molecular function: aspartic-type endopeptidase activity. The record is from RefSeq and is a predicted model, not a curated record. Bases 323 to 1087 code for a protein of 254 amino acids. NCBI's taxonomy places the organism in Eukaryota, Metazoa, Chordata, Aves, Psittaciformes, Psittacidae. Gene Ontology annotation, biological process: proteolysis.